This is a messenger RNA of Musca vetustissima, 1032 nucleotides long. RefSeq names its product very-long-chain 3-oxoacyl-CoA reductase (gene spidey). Gene Ontology annotation, molecular function: oxidoreductase activity. The record is from RefSeq and is a predicted model, not a curated record. Gene Ontology annotation, cellular component: endoplasmic reticulum. The transcript is spliced from 5 exons. Lineage: Eukaryota; Metazoa; Arthropoda; Insecta; Diptera; Muscidae. Bases 61 to 1032 code for a protein of 323 amino acids.
GGAAGAAUUAAAUAAAUCGACAAAAUUCAAUCGACCAAAAAAGUUGCCAAUAAACUCAUUAUGGACUUCGAUACGAAGUGUAUGCGUAUUGUCGGCACGGCUGCCGUAUCCAUUGUUGGAUAUCAACUUGUUACAAAAUUCCUGCCAUGGCUGUAUAUUAAUAUAAUUGCACCGAAAUUUCUUGGACCUAAGGUCGAUGUACGGCGUAUGGGAUCAUGGGCUGUGGUUACCGGUGCCACCGAUGGUAUUGGCAAAGCCUAUGCAAAAGCGUUGGCCAAAAAGGGUCUUAAUAUUGUGCUAAUCAGUCGUACUCCCAGCAAAUUAGAAGCUGUUGCCAAGGAGAUCGCUGAAGCAUACAGUGUUGAAACCAAAAUUAUCGAUGUCAAUUUCACUUCGGGUCCAGAAAUUUAUGAAAAAAUCAAGACAAAUAUUCAAGGGCUUGAUAUUGGUGUCUUAGUGAAUAAUGUCGGCAUGAGCUAUGAUCAUCCCGAAUUCUUUGUUGAACUUAGUCAAAAGAAUCCCAAAUUUUUGUUGGACAUCAUUGCCGCCAAUGUACAUUCGGUAACACAUAUGACCGCUUUGAUUUUACCCGCCAUGGUGGAAAAGAAAAAGGGUGUCAUUAUCAAUAUAUCAUCAACGGCUGGUGUUAUACCAAAUCCAUUGCUCACGGUUUAUAGUGCCACAAAGGCCUUUGUCGAUAAAUUCAGUGCCGACUUACAAACAGAAUACCGUACACGUGGCAUUGUUGUACAAAGUAUUCAACCAGGCUUCGUGGCCACAAAUAUGACAAAAAUUAGGAAAACUUCAGCAUUUGCUCCCUCAGCCGAUACUUAUGUUAAAUCCGCCUUGAACACAUUGGGUAUUGCCGAACGCACAGCCGGCUAUCUGCCACACACUCUAUUGCAAAAUGCAAUCAAUGGCAUUGGCUAUAUAACCUGUGAACAAUUCGCUAGUCAAAUAGUUUUUAAGAAUCUGCUACAAACCCGUCAACGUGCCCUACGCAACAUUGCCAAGAAAGCGAAGGAACAAUAG